Messenger RNA from Racocetra persica, 480 nucleotides. The record is from the annotation of a GenBank genome assembly. NCBI's taxonomy places the organism in Eukaryota, Fungi, Glomeromycota, Glomeromycetes, Diversisporales, Gigasporaceae.
GGAUUAUUGCCGAUUAUCAAAUAUUAAAAUUAACCGCCAAUAUUUUGCGUGGUUUAAGGAUUAAAGAUUUUAGUUUUAAAUUGAACUAUUUAGGCAACAACGAGACCAAAGAAAGAUACAAAAAAAAAUUAAAAGACUUUAUUAAAAAGACUGCUCCUGACUUGUGUGCUGAUUGUCAAAGGAGAAAUGAAACUAAUCCUCUAAGAAUACUAGAUUGCUCGCUUUGUAAAAAUAAAUAUCAAUAUCCUUCUUAUAAGGACGCUUGGGGUGAAAAAGAUAACAAUUAUAUAAAUGAACUCAACCGGACUUUAGACAAAUUUAAUUUUUCUUAUCAAUAUGACUAUCAUUUAGUACGAGGUUUAGAUUAUUAUACAGGAUUGGUUUUUGAGAUUGAUUUGGGAACUGAGAAAGCAAUUCUAGGCGGAGGUCGUUACGAUAAUCUUUACCGAGAAAUAGGAGGUGUGGAUGUGCCCGCUCUUG